Molecule: messenger RNA, 773 nt
Organism: Paramecium tetraurelia
Lineage: Eukaryota; Ciliophora; Oligohymenophorea; Peniculida; Parameciidae
Exons: 6
Source: RefSeq, a predicted model, not a curated record
AUGAGGACACUAAUUCUCACAGUGCUAAUUUGCUUUGGUGCUUCACAAAUGUUGAGAGGUACACCCAAAGCCUUGAUUGAAGAAGAACAAGCAAUCUUCGAGGCCGAAUAGGAAGAUUAAAGUUUUUAUGUAGGGAGAGAUGAUGUUUCAGCUGAAACCCUGUAAGGAGAUUAAAAUUAAGAGGUCGAAGCUAGUUUGGCAGUGUUUAAGAGUGACGAUACUCCAAUGGUUUAUGUGGAGGAAUCGACUGAUUCAACCCAACUAGAUGGUGUUGAGUAGUAGGAAUCUUUGAAGAUAGAGAAGAUUGAAGAUUAGGUGCAAGCUGAAGACUUGCAAGAAGCAACGACUGAGUCAGCAAAUUAUGUCGAUAAAGCUAUAUCUUUGGAGGGAGACACUGAAGCAGAACCAAUUUAGAAUUCUUCGACUGAUGUGGUGUUGAAUAUUGCACCAAAGACUGAAUCUCUCAGUAGUUCUGAGAGUACCAAGAAGCAUGUUUAUGUUUACAAUCCUUUGGCCAAGAAGCCUUUUGUUGGCAUCAAGUUCCCACCAAUGCCAGUCACCAAGGAUCGUAACUACUUGUCCAAUUCUGAUACUUUAACUAUCAAGUUGCCACCAUGGUCAGAACAAAGCAACCACAGAGUAGAGGAUGACUUAGAGUUCUUCCAGUUCAUUAGACCAUCUGAUGUAUCAGUUAAUGAAUAUUGAUCUAAUAUUAUUAUAUAUUUCAUUCUUUUUUACAAGUUAAGCAUAACAAUAGUUAUAAUAAUUAAAAA